CCCCAGCGGCAAGAAGUUCCGCAGCAAGCCACAGCUGGCACGUUACCUGGGCGGCUCCAUGGACCUCAGCACCUUCGAUUUCCGCACUGGCAAAAUGCUGAUGAACAAGAUGAAUAAGAGCCGCCAGCGCGUGCGCUAUGACUCCUCCAACCAGGUCAAGGCUCUGGCUAAACGCCUCCCUGGCCCCUCCAACCCUCCAUGGACCCCGGUCGGAGCGGCCCGUUGCAGAGUCUUCUCCCCCCAGGGCAAGCCUGACCUGAACACUGCACUGCCUGUGCGGCAGACCGCAUCCAUCUUCAAGCAACCGGUGACCAAGAUCACCAACCACCCCAGCAACAAGGUCAAGAGUGACCCACAGAAGGCAGUGGACCAGCCAAGGCAGCUGUUCUGGGAGAAGAAGCUGAGUGGCUUGAGCGCCUUUGACAUCGCCGAGGAGCUUGUCAGAACCAUGGACCUGCCCAAGGGCCUGCAGGGGGUGGGCCCAGGCUGUACAGAUGAGACGCUGCUGUCGGCUAUUGCCAGUGCGCUGCAUACCAGCACCCUGCCCAUCACCGGGCAGCUCUCUGCAGCCGUGGAAAAGAACCCUGGCGUGUGGCUAAACACCACCCAGCCAUUGUGCAAAGCCUUCAUGGUGACUGACGACGACAUCAGGAAGCAGGAGGAGCUGGUGCAGCAGGUGCGCAAGCGCCUGGAGGAGGCACUGAUGGCGGAUAUGUUGGCACACGUGGAGGAGCUGGCCCGUGAUGGGGAGGCACCGCUGGACAAGGCCUGCACUGAGGACGAUGAGGAGGAGGAGGAGGAGGACGAUGAGCCAGAAUCUGAGCGUGUGUAGCACAGAUGCCCUGCCCAAGUCCCGGUUGCAGACUUUCCCUCAGCCUUGCCUGGACCAGGUGGGGCCAGGCCAGCAGGAUGCGGAUCUCCAUCCUCUUCCCAGGGCCUUCUCUAGCUCCCGGGUCUCAGUGCAGGGAGCCCCCUGUGGGCCUUGGACUCAUUUGCUCCUUCACUCCCUGGCAAGAAGCCCCACACUGGGAGGCCCCCUUCACCCUGGUCACCUUCCUGACUCCUCACCAUAGGAAGAGGCCCUGCUCGGCACCAAGAAGCUACAAGCUUUGUUGGGCACCGGAGGAAGGUUCUGGAAACACACCUGGCUGUUCCUGCCUUUCAGUGUCAUGGGCCAGGGUCUGAACUGCUGCCGGGGUCUCGGGGUUGCCCAGCCUCCCUGAGCUGAGGGCCAGCAGCCAGCCAGGAACUCACUUCCUUCAAUAAACCGAUGGUAGGAACUUCUCA
Cricetulus griseus (Chinese hamster) is the source of this 1287-nucleotide messenger RNA. Lineage: Eukaryota; Metazoa; Chordata; Mammalia; Rodentia; Cricetidae. The record is from RefSeq and is a predicted model, not a curated record.